AUGAAGCAACCCAAGGGGCCCAAUGAAAGCAAGGGAAAGGGCAAAUCCAAUGCCCGAGUCCAAACGGGCGGAGAGAAUUCUCGCCCAGGCACAUUUGUUGUGAACAGGGGAGGUUUGAUGGCACCCAAGAACACCAAGCAACCGGCACCAGAACCUGAGGCGAUGGAGGUUGUCGAUGUUGAACCGAGCGCCGACAAGUCCAAAAACGGGGCUACCCGGGAAACGGCAAUGCUGGUAUCAUCCCAGGGCUCUCUCGGUUCAAGCUCUGCCAGCACUCCCCGAAAGAAGACUGGGCCUGCCAACAACCAGACCUCAAUUUUUGGCUGGGUUGAACGAAUUGGCUCCCCUUCCAAGAGCCCCACAAGUACCGCAUCGAGUGCUGGCAACAAAACAAGUACCAACACUCCAGUUCGUGGCGGAAAAGGUGGCAAGACCGGGCCCAACCACAAGAGGGGAGAUGUCGCAACUACCAUUGCGGAGGGCAGAAAGAGGGCCCGUACAGAAUCCGAAUCGAGUUUACGGGGCUCUCGUUCCAGGCGCAGAGUUGACGUUGACGAUUUUGACACGGCCAGCUCUUUAGCGGAGUCCUCUAGUUCCCAACAACAGGCUACUAACACUGUCGACUCUACCAAAAAACAUGGCAAGGGCAAGGGCAAGGGCAAAGCACCCGUUGAAACAAGAGACAGCGACGUUGAAUGUGUUGAAGAGUCAGAAUACUUUGACGAUUCGGAAAGUGAUGGAUACAACUAA
Messenger RNA from Bipolaris maydis ATCC 48331, 750 nucleotides. NCBI's taxonomy places the organism in Eukaryota, Fungi, Ascomycota, Dothideomycetes, Pleosporales, Pleosporaceae. The record is from RefSeq and is a predicted model, not a curated record.